Bolinopsis microptera is the source of this 1437-nucleotide messenger RNA. RefSeq lists its product as uncharacterized. The coding region runs from base 226 to 1065 and encodes 279 amino acids. The transcript has 7 exons. Gene Ontology annotation, cellular component: membrane. The record is from RefSeq and is a predicted model, not a curated record. Lineage: Eukaryota; Metazoa; Ctenophora; Tentaculata; Lobata; Bolinopsidae.
UUCGACACUUGAUUCUGCACGCCGAAGUGACGAGCUAAUAGUUAUCGCUUGUAAAAAUUGAGCUUCUUCGGUGAAUCUCCGUAGUGUAUUCUAGUUGAGUGUGAGUUUUGUUUAGUUUUCUGGUUGUUUUGUUUGUGGAGACGUUGCUUGGACUGCACAUUUAGUUUUACGGCUGCUGCUGAUUAUUGGUAGUCUGAGCUCUGUUAGUGAAGGUAGGAUAGCAAAAUGUGUUGGAACUGUAGGCUGAAAUACCCUCGGGGAAUGAGCAUAGUCACCUGUAUUCUUUUAUACGUAGCUCUCAUCGGUCUUCUCAUAGCUUUUUUCCAGCCAGCGUGGAUAGUCAUACCAAAUGAGACGAAAUACGACUGUAUGAAUCCAAAUAGAAAUACGACCAGGGUCCUGACAACCACUGACAAAGGGUCAUGUGGUCUAUCCGGAAUGUGUUACCCGAUGGACCACGUCCAGAAGGAGGAGAAUAUGACAUGUUAUCCCAACAUGCAGGAGGAGAAAUGUAUCUGGUAUGAUUCUUUGGGGAAAAUCGGCAACAUUUACGACCAGAUAUGUACGCUGCUCUUCCUGGUUGGUCUGGUUCUGUGUGUCAUUGCCUGGUUCUUCACCAUGAUUGGCUGCUGUUCACUCACAUGCUGCUGUUGUAACCUUUACACCUUCAUCGCUAUCACGCUUACUGCGGGAGCCACGGCGAUUCUAGUUGCGGUUUUACUGUGGCUAGGAAUGAUGGGAGAGUACGACAGAUUCGAUCAAUCCUGUGCUAAUGUCUUCUGUAAGGAAUUAGGACCAUUCAACUUGGGAAGCUGCCAAAUCGGCUGGUCGGGAUACCUCGGAUUUGCAUCUUGGUUGCUCCUGGUUAUAUCAUGCUUCGUUACAUCUUGCACGGCGAAUCAUUACGGCAAAAUCAUCGAGGAAGAAAAAAUUCCUCCGAAAAAUCUGGUGAACCCUUACGAGAAAAAGGGAACUUUGUCCCAGGACAAUGCAUUUUACUUCAGGGAAAAUCGGUCCGCCAGGGAAAAUCGAUCUGUCAGGGAAAAUCGUUCCGCCAGAGCUUGAACUCUGUAGAAACACUAGAUUAUGAUGUGUUUGUUAUUUUGGAUUUUUGUGGGACACAAGAAAUGAAGAAACACCAAUUUUCUAAGAACUUAGUUAUAUGAGAAUUUGUACUUGAUAUUGAAACGGUAAAGAUUAUGAUCGAAUCAUACAUGCUUAAUAACUCGAAUGGGUUUAACUCCAGCAUUAAAAUUUCUUUAAAAAUGAGAUGAAUGAUACUUAAAUAAAUCUCACUUUUAAGUGAACAUUCUAGCAUGCACCCAGACAUUCCAAGAUGCAAAUUUUGCCAAAGAAAAGCCUAAUAAUGGCAGCAUUUAAAAAAAGCAUGUAUUUACAUAAUUAAAGCUCUUUCAGUGUUAUAAAGCCUUUGUUUCA